This is a messenger RNA of Pimephales promelas (fathead minnow), 1157 nucleotides long. Lineage: Eukaryota; Metazoa; Chordata; Actinopteri; Cypriniformes; Leuciscidae. The record is from RefSeq and is a predicted model, not a curated record.
GCCAGCAGACACAAACCUCUACAGACACUUCUAGCACAGACACUGAAUCCACAACGACAGUUUACUCAACAUUUACAACAGCAAUGUCCCCUAUGAGCACAACCACUUUAGAAUCAUCUACAGGUGAAAGUGGUUCAACACUGGAAACUACAAUAUCCACAACAGGUACCUCUCCAUCUUCUACAACAGAAAGUACAUCAGAACUGACUUCAUCUACAACAGAAAUAUCUUCAGCUACAGUAGAACAAACAACAAGCCAGCUGACACAAACCUCUACAGAUACUUCCAGCACAGAAACUGAAUUUACAACGACAGUUUACUCAACAUUUACAACAUCUAUGUCCCCUAUGAGCACAACCACAAUAGAAUCAUCUACAGGUGAAAGUGGUUCAACACUGGAAACUACAAUAUCCACAACAGGUACCUCUCCAUCUUCACCAUCUUCUACAACAGAAAGUACAUCAGAAUUGACUUCAUCUUCAACAGAAAUAUCUUCAGCUAGUGUAGGACAAUCAACAAGCCAGCUGACACAAACCUCUCCAGAUACUUCUAGCAGAGAAACUGAAUCAACAACAACAGUUUACUCAACAUUUACAACAUCUAUGUCCCCUAUGAGCACAACCACAAUAGAAUCAUCUACAGGUGAAAGUGGUUCAACACUGGAAACUACAAUAUCCACAACAGGUACCUCUCCAUCUUCACCAUCUUCUACAACAGAAAGUACAUCAGAAUUGACUUCAUCUUCAACAGAAAUAUCUUCAGCUACAGUAGAACAAACAACAAGCCAGCAGACACAAACCUCUCCAGAUACUUCUAGCAGAGAAACUGAAUCAACAACGACAGUUUACUCGACAUUUACAACAUCUAUGUCCCCUAUGAGCACAACCACUUUAGAAUCAUCUACAGGUGAAAGUGGUUCAACACUGGAAACUACAAUAUCCACAACAGGUACCUCUCCAUCUUCACCGUCUUCUACAACAGAAAGUACAUCAGAAUUGACUUCAUCUUCAACAGAAAUAUCUUCAGCUACAGUAGAACAAACAACAAGCCAGCUGACACAAACCUCUACAGAUACUUCUAGCACAGAAACUGAAUCCACAACGACAGUUUACUCAACAUUUACAACAGCAAUGUCCCCUAUGAGCACAACCACUUUA